UGCAGCUGAAGGCAAAACUCAAAGGUGGGUACCGAAGAAUUCCAGCACCAGUAAACGCAUUAGUAUGAUUUGAGUACUUGUCUCAGAAACAGUUAAGUUUCGCUGGUAGCAGCGAAUAAAGAAGUCCACACUCUUCUUUCUCUCAAAAAAAAAAACCAUCAUCACAAGCAACAUUCGCAUAAUUUUUCUAUUCAUCAAUAAAAAUUCAGAGAGACUGUUUUCACCCAAAAAUCAAGCAUUUUUGUCACGUUCAUUUGUGAAAAUAAUCAAAUUGAAAGAAGAAAAAAAUCCAAAAAAAAAAUUACUAGUGCAGCCCUUUUUUGGAUAUCCGGAGAGACAUACAUUUUCUAAUUUGAAUUAGUGCGCGCAAGAAGGUGAAAUAAAAGAAAAUUUGUCGUGUCUUUCAUCAACAAUUACAAUCAAUUCUGUGCAAUCAAGUUCCGUGUCUUCAAUCGCACAAAAUGUGGGAAGUUUGUGUUGUUAGUUGCUGUCCUGCUUUUUAUGCUGGAUUAUAAGAAAAAAAAUAAUUGCAAAAUAGACUAAAAAAGACAAGCUAAAAACUCUUUUGUGCCUUGUUACUCGGAAGCUAAAGAUUCCACUGACCUGUGACCCCUGUGACAUUUUUUUACCCCACAAACUCCCAAUUAAGUGAUACCACAAACUUAAACCCUGUGCAAAAAUUAGUCUUUCAAUGAAAUUUCCAUAAGUGUUCCCAAUUUUUUUUCAGCAAUAAACCUCUUAGCUAUAAAGAGACAAUUUGUGCUCAAUUAUGUGAUUAAAUACAAUUUCCUCAAAGUAACAUUUAUACACAAUUCUCUCUUUUUUUCCUGUGCAAAAAAAAGUAACAACCAAUUGAGUGAUUUUUAGUAUUAGAUAGAAAAAAAAACAAGAAACAAUUCAUCAUUAUCCAUAGACUUCUUCUGUAACAAUUAUGAAUACCAAACUGCUGAGCUUUGUGAUUUGGGGACUCUUCCUGGUGAUUCUCGUUGAUCUUUCAUGUUGUGAAGAUUCCACAGCGAGAUCAAUAAAUUUAGCGAUGGCCUGGCGUCCUGUCCAGGCUGUACAGACUCUGUAUAGCCCUGUCCAGGCUGUACAAGCUGUCCAGGCAGUUCAGCCCGUUCACAAACCCCAAGCUACUCAAUUCAUCUCAAUCCCAACCCUCGCAAAAGCCAAUACGGCUCAACUUCUGCAAAUAGCCCAUUACAAUGCUCAACUGCUGAACGCUAGGAUGAAGGACCUUCAGACCCAAUACAGUAAUCAACAGCAGCAGUACAGCAGUAACAAUCAGUACAGGAAUCCCUUUGCAAUCUUUGGCGUCAACGCCUCUAGUCCAAAGUAUCGUGCCGCACUCCUCAAUGACAUCCCCCUAAAGCCUUUCUCGCCCAAAUAUACUGUCACUACAUCCGGACUCAGCCCUAUCUCCUACGGCAACAAACAGCCCAUCUACCUGAGUGAGAUUGACCACCAUCUACCCCUGGUUCACUCCUCAACGCCCAAGAUCCCAGUCGUAGUCCCAUCGGUGGGAAUGAGUCCCUCAAUUAGCCACUACAGCUACAUUCCUCUGCUCUCAGCUAGCCCAAGUUCAUUGAUAUUCAGAGAUACACCUGUAGUGAUGCCGGCAGCACAAUCGGCAACAUUUCAAGGGAAAACAACACUGAAGCCACAUCCUGUCCUCAAUAAAUUGCAAGCACAUUUGGCCCUUGCUACCACUCAUAAGCAACCAUAUGGCUCAUACUCGAAUAUCUUCGAGAAAUUGACCGUUCCCGUCUUGGCGCCAAAUGUUUUCAAGAAUCACGUCGUUGCAGCGAAUUUUGUGAAAAAUACCAAGAAUGUUCAGCCAGUGUCAAAGAUCAUCAACAAUACAGCUCCUAAGAGAAUCAAACAGACAAAUGUUCAACCAAGUCCAACUCCCAGUGCAACUCCAGAUCAGAAAACUGGAGAAACUGGCAUUAGGACGGGAAAUCAGAAUAAAACACAGGCGUCAAUCUUCGAGGCUGGACCCUUUACGCCUAUUGUGAGAGAGAAUGCUGUUGUAAAGGACGCUAAACCUACACUAAAAUCUAGCGACGUUCUCAAUGAACUCAAUCGCCAUCGGAAUAUUAUUCAAAUCAUGGAAGGACUACCACAGAUUCCUUCAAGUGUAUCUUCUGUUGACAUAAGUGGAGAACAGAACUUCCGACCAAUUGAUAUUUUGAAGAAAUACAACAUUUCCAAGUCACCGCUUCAGGAUCUGACUAGAUUCUCCUUCCAGCCAAGCUCUUACAUGGAUUUCACAUCACCAUCCCGGAAGUAUCCACUCCUGCCAACAAUACCAACUACAAUGGUAACUUCUGGUGAUAGGCUCUCACCGACGCACUUUAGACUCAAUGAAAUCAAAGAGACAACUGGAACCGCUUUCACUCCAAUGAUGCCCUUCUUACCGACGCCCAAUAGCUAUGGACUUCACAAGAAGCCCCUAUUCUCUGGGAGUCAUACUUUCUUCACAAUUGAGGAUGCUGUUACGGGAACAACUCCUACUCGCAACACAAUAGACUACAAAAGCCUCUUUGAUACGACAACCGAAUUGAUCAAACCUGUCCGUGAGGAUACAAACGAUGUAACCACAACAGCUCCAGAGCCUCAUACACACUUCUACAAGUUCAUGAAGUAUCCUUCAUCAUCAUCAACAGUGACGAUCUUCGAGACAACAACGCCCAAAUCAAAACUAAAACAUCGCAGAAGAAAACCUGGCAAUCGCUUCAAGAGUAACAUCAGUGAUCCCAGUUGGAUUGACAAACUCCCAAAGGAAUCCAUAAGAGUGGAAAAGAAUGUCACAACAGAAGCGUCCGAGAUCACUUCUACAACCAGACAUUCAGCCAGAUUCCGACAGAGACCGAAAACGGAAACGACAACGACCACAACUGAGACACCAGAAAUUACAACGGAUCCUACAACUGAAGUAACUGAUCAAGUUGCUCCAACAACAGUCAAAACCACAUCAGAGGAGGUUGUCAAUAUCACUACAACAACCGUUUCAACAACAUCGGUUGCGGUUCAAACAAACUCAUCAACACUGAAGCCAAUGGCAAAGUAUAAUUCUAUUAGUCGACCUAGAUUGAGUUUGAAAAACAGUAGUUACUAUCUCAGCAAUCUUUCAACAUCAACAACAACCAAUCAACCAUCGGAGAUAGUCACAACGCCAAAGUUUACAAGAAAACGACUACCUACGCGACCUUCAACGACAACAACGGAAGCAAGUGAAGAAAAGACAUCAUCAACGGAAUCCAGUACGACAACAACGACGACAACAUCAACUUCAAAGAGGUUUCAUCCAACGAGGAACAACAAUUUCACUCGUCCAUCCUUCACGAAGCCAUCAACUGAAGGACCUGUUUCUCGAGGAUCAACGGGUUUCCCCACACGUCGAGGUUCCAGUAGAGUAGAUUUUCGCAAUCAAAAAUCAACAACCUCCACAUCAACUACAACGGAUUCGGAAUCAUCAACACGAUCGAGCACAACAUCUCACAGACGCUUCCAAAGUGCUCAAGACAAAUUGGCUAGUGCAAAACAGAGACAUCGAGUUGAAGAAACAAGCUCCCCGGAGAGUACCAGUGUUGAUACAACAACCGAGCACAAGCUCGAAACAUCAAUUAUGAAAAUUGCCAAAAAUGAUCACUCAUAUCGUCCAUAUGCUCAUUCUACAUCCAAAACAACCGAAUCCAUCAUCAACAACAACGUCAUCAAUGACAUCUCAACGGAAAAGUCUGCAAAAAGUGUCAAUAGCAAUUCAAAAAACCGACGGAUACCAGAAUACUUCACAAUAGCCACUGAUGAUCCCAUCUUACCCAUUCAAGCAUUCUUUCCCAAAUUCGACUGAUGAUCAAGCAGUUUUACAAAACUGAUCAAUUUAAUUCAUUUGUGUAUAAAAUAUUUGUUUUUUGAAAAAAAAAGAGAGUUUCUGACAUUAUUUUGUUGAAUGCAAAAAAAAAAACAAAGAAAGACAAGAAUAUUAAAAAAAAAUGAUGAAAAUUAUAAAUCUUA
Molecule: messenger RNA, 4020 nt
Organism: Phlebotomus papatasi
Lineage: Eukaryota; Metazoa; Arthropoda; Insecta; Diptera; Psychodidae
Product: mucin-2-like
Exons: 5
Coding region: 932-3856 (974 amino acids)
Source: RefSeq, a predicted model, not a curated record